GUUUUGGAGUCACACGUGUGCUUUCUUAAAAGCUGACAACACUCCCACUGCUGCACAGUAGAACCAAGAUAGAGACGAGAACACAUCUCCUGCAAAGACACUUAGAAAAUUACUGGGAGCCGCUUCAAGAUGGUGAAGGACAGUGGAAACUCUGGUGAUGCAUCAGAGACCUCACACAGGUGCGGCAUGUUCUGCCUCGGCCCUUUGACCUUUCACAAACAGGCAGUGGGAGAGAAGGUCCGCCUGAGCUGUGGGGAUCGACGCGCAGAGAGGAUCGAGGGCACCUUCAAAAACGGCCUGGUGUUCAGCAGCCGCCCGGUGAAGGUCCAGGAGAAGAUUCGUCUGAGGGUGGAGAGAGAUUUGAUCUUGUGGCACGGGGCUCUGCGCGUGGGCCUCACAAACGUGCCGCCCUCAGACAGACCCCUGCCCCUGCCUCUCAUGGCCAUUCCCAACCUCAGCAACAGCACCGGCCACUGGGCUGCUCCUGUGCCCGAGUCCUACUGCCAGGCAGGCUCAGAGCUGGUGUUCUGGGUUUCGGGUGGCGGUAACAUGUAUGUUACAAGCAACGACAGCAGGCAGCACAAGCUGCUGUCAGGAGUGGACCUGAGCCGGCCACUGUGGGCCAUGAUAGACAUCUAUGGACAGACGUGCUCCAUUUCACUCCUUGGCUCAGAGAAGAAGAAGCUGAUGUCCACUUACAGAUCCUGUCCUGCACCUGAAUUCCCCUCCUCAACUGAUGUUGACAACCGUUUGAUAGCUGACAUUUCCAGACUCUGCGGAAAUGAAUACAUCACCUGUCCUGACACAGACGUCUCAACAGACGAACCGUGUGUGGUGUGCAUGGCAAGGGAGGCGGAAAUCACCCUGCCUUGUGGUCACCGGUGUUUGUGCAAGUUCUGCACCCCUAUGGUCCUCAAGCAGUUUGGCACCUGCCCGCUGUGUCGACAUGUGAUCAGAGCUCCAGGGGACGGGUUCGCCACUGGGACAGCUCCAGGACACCAGCCAGAAAUUGAGUCAUAAAGAUAACCUAUGAGUGGCACUUCCUGAAUGUGCCCAGUGGAUAGAGCUGACACAAAAGUUGUCCUUUGUCAACACUUUAUUCCUAAAUAUGUGAAUAUUCUACUGAGAUAUUGAUGUGAAGAUACUGAUCAUGUACAAGAAACCUAAAAUAUUGCAAAACUAUAUUUUUAUAUUAUUUGAUUUUUUGGGUCAGAUGUAUUAUGAAAUAAUACACAUAGUGUAAUAAUAACGUCCAGUAUAGUUUCCACUGAUCGAUGUUGUAAAUAUUAAAUAAUCUAUUGUAAAUAUUAAAUCAAUCUUUCUUUUUGUAAAGUUAAUAAAUAUUGAUGCUUGAUCUAUUAAAUUACAAAAAAGUAUCAGAUCACUUUCUAUUAUUGUUAUAAUAGUUGAAUGUGUUAGUUGUUGUAAAAUGUGUGAAUGAUAAACAAUCAAAAAGCUUCAGUGGCUCUUGGCUUAUUAAGCUAAUACAAAAAUGAAAAAAGUAUCCAUUGUUUUACUUGUUUGUUUUGUUCUAUCAUGAUUUUUGCUAUAACAGCACAGAUUUGUAUGUGCAAUAUGAUCAUAAUAUGAAUGUACAGUGUUGUUUCCCCUGUUUGAUGAUGUACAUAUUAAUUGAAUCUCUAUUUUUUAUAAAGUAUGAAAUUGUCUUAAAGUAUGUUUUAUAUUGUUAAAUUAUCAAACCAUAAAUGUAGAAAUAAAAAAAGUUACAUUA
Messenger RNA from Pleuronectes platessa (European plaice), 1732 nucleotides. RefSeq names its product E3 ubiquitin-protein ligase NEURL3. NCBI's taxonomy places the organism in Eukaryota, Metazoa, Chordata, Actinopteri, Pleuronectiformes, Pleuronectidae. Bases 130 to 1020 code for a protein of 296 amino acids. The record is from RefSeq and is a predicted model, not a curated record. Gene Ontology annotation, molecular function: ubiquitin protein ligase activity. The transcript has 4 exons.